AUGUCCAAGAGUCAGAUCCUAACUGAUAGACAACAAUCUGAGUUGAAUAAAGCGAUAGUACAAUACAUAGAACCUUACCUCACCGCUGAAAGUAAUGAUGGAGCUUUAAUCAAUCACAUUUCUAAUGUCUUGGAUGUAAACUAUGAAUCGAAAGAUAAUAACAUUAUUCCAAAUUACCUAGAAAAGAAAUGGUCUACAGUAUUACGAUUACAAAAAAAGAUUAUUGACUUAGAAAACGAAAUUACAAACCUUAAAACUGUACUUGAUAAUGAUCAAGUAUUGAAGAUCAAUGUUGGCAGUGGUAGAGAUAAAGUUAACUGGAUUCCAAGUGUGGUUGGAAAGACUAUUCUCACAAAGGCCCCUCAAUUGGUGCAAGCUGUCUCUUUACAUCCUUCAUUACCAAUAAUAGCAUGCGGUUGCGCAGAUGGCUCAUUGAUAAUAUGGUCAAUAACGAAUGAUGAGUCUGCCAUACCUGACAAGAUUUUAAAUGCUCACACUAGGAACGUCAAUCGGUUAGAAUGGUCACAUAAGCCUAUUAGUCUUAGUGCAAAGGAUUCUAGUAAACGAGAUUAUGUGCUAGCAUCGUGUUCUUCAGAUUUGUCUAUAAAAAUAUGGGAUGCAUCCACUUAUUUGAAUGUGAGAACGCUAACCGGGCAUGAGCAUACGGUAUCAUCAAUUGCAUUUUCAAGAACAAAACCGAACAUUUUAUAUUCAGUCUCACGAGAUAAGAUGGUAAAGAUAUGGGAUCUAAUAGAAGGUUUUUGCAUACGGAGUUUCAUUGGUCAUAGCGACUGGGUGCGAGAUUUGGACGUUGCAAGUAUUAACUCAUUGAUACUGUUGAAUACCAUGAAGAAAUCCAAUGAACUAGGUGACUUUUUGAUAACAUGCUCCAAUGAUCAAUCGAUAAGACUAUCACAUGCUGAAACAGGAACCGGUUUGGCUAUGUUAAUUGGCCAUUCGCAUGUUAUUGAACGAGUUAAAUUUCUUCCUUUGCAUUCCAAUUAUAUAAUAGAUAAAUACUUGGAAGAAAAUAUUAAGCUUUUUCCUACCAUUCCAGAGGAUCUUAUCACAAACACUAUCUAUGAAGAAGAUUUAGGGUAUAAGUAUUGUAUAUCGGCAGCAAGAGACAAUUUAAUAAAACUUUGGUUAUUGCCUCCGCCAGCACUUAGAGCUAAUAGAGCACCACUUCCCUCUGGAAUCAAUAAUUCACAAGGUUGGUUAAUUGCUGAUUUAGUUGGUCAUCAAUCUUGGGUUAAAGCUUUGGCUAUACAUCCUAACGGGAGGAUAAUAUUUAGUGCUGGUGAUGACAAAGUUAUCAAGGUAUGGGACUUGGAAUCAUUGAACUCGAAUGGAAGCGUGAGAUGCAUUUCAUCAUUAAGUGGUCAUGAUGGGUUCAUCAAUGACUUGGAUUUUGCAAAAUUUGACAUGGUGGAUCUCGAACCGCCUAAAUAUGACGAAGUACCAUUUAACAAAAAGAAGUAUUACGAAGAGCUCAUGAAGAUAAUUGAGAAGAAAAUGAAGUGUUUGCUUGUGAGUGGAGCAGUUGAUUGUACAGUAAAACUUUGGAAUUAG
This is a messenger RNA of Priceomyces carsonii, 1572 nucleotides long. RefSeq lists its product as uncharacterized. Gene Ontology annotation, cellular component: microtubule associated complex; nuclear envelope; cytoplasmic microtubule. Gene Ontology annotation, biological process: microtubule organizing center organization; nuclear migration; establishment of mitotic spindle orientation. The transcript has a single exon. The record is from RefSeq and is a predicted model, not a curated record. Bases 1 to 1572 code for a protein of 523 amino acids. Gene Ontology annotation, molecular function: microtubule plus-end binding; dynein complex binding. Lineage: Eukaryota; Fungi; Ascomycota; Pichiomycetes; Serinales; Debaryomycetaceae.